GUGGACAGUGCUGUUCUCUGUGGUUUAUCCAACAUGAGCGUUCUGGUGCUCAGCAACAAUGUCAUCUUCACUAUUAUGGAUAAUGCCUUCCAGAACCUCACUGUUCUUAGAACUCUGUUAAUGGACCAUAACCGUAUCACAUCCCAGUCCUUGGACAGAUCCACUUUCUCCUGGCUAAGUAAACUGGAGAUACUCCAAUUGGGCAAUAAUGCCCUGAGGGUCAUUGAUGGCUCCUGGUUCCAGAACUCCAAAGCUCUGAAAGCCCUCUUUCUGGAGGGGAAUCUUCUCACCAGUCUGAACUCAACUAGUUUUGGUUCUUCUGACCUGAGGAACUUGGAGACCUUGGGUUUGUCAGACAACCUCAUAACUUAUGUGGGUCAGGACAGCUUCCACAACCUGCCUCGUCUCCGUAGCCUGGAUCUAUCUCGCAACAGAUUGCAGAAUGCACCUAAUGCUUUCUCCUAUCUUUCCUGGCUCUCAUUGCUAAACUUGGACCUUAAUCGCUGGAACUGCACAUGUGAGCUCAGAGAACUGGCUUCUUUUCUCAACAGUUACAUACAGUCUCCAAGCAAAGUGUUGUACAAUGGGCAGAGGAUGAUUUGUGAAAGGUCAGACAACCCAGCAAUAUGGACAGUGCUGGAGCUAACUGAAGCCAACUGUGCACCAGCUAACAGCAAUAUUUCAGUACAAGUUGUUGCUAAGGGUUCCAGCACACCUCAGCACUAUAUCAGAGAUGUUGCCAUCACUGCAGCCUGUUCCUUUCUGGGUGGUGUUGGUAUUAUGCUUGGAGUACUGGCACUUGUAUAUAGGAAACUGAAUAAGAGAAUUACAUGUUGGCAGGUAAAGACCGCAACUGAGGGCCAGGCUGCACAGGCAACUGCCCAGUGGGACUAUUCUGAAGACAAGGAAGCUCUUUCAAUGUGUUAUGCACUCCAUAACAGCAACUACAAAGACCAUCAGCCCUGGAACAAAGAUGUUUCAUAUGAUAUUCCAGUCAACAACCAGUUCAUAUGUCGCAACUGCUGUUCAGCAAAUCUUGAAACAGGUUACCAGGAGAGUAGGUGGAGGAGAAAGACUUUGCUGCAGAGAUCCAAUCAAAUGGGAAUUCAACAUAACAGAAAAGAUGAUUGGUCAUCCCAUGCUAAGAGUGACCAAUUGAAAGACACUGCGAGCCUGUCAAGGAUCAAAGAUGUUCAAAGAUUUACUGAAAAAGAUGACUCAAACACCUACCAUUUUCAAACUCAAGAAAAUGAUCCUCAACAUGGAGUUUCACAAGAUCUGCCAACCAUGAGAAUUCAACAGUCAGCUUUCAGGAGACACUUAUCAGUUGCCCAAAGUCAAACAUUUACCCCUAAAGAACAAAUGCACAACAACAUGGAAGUUCAUGGGAAUCAUGUAAAUAAUCAUUCAGCGUUUAAGCAUCAACUCAAGGAAUAUGGUACUUUGCCGGUUUACCAAACCAUUAAUUGCUUGCACUGUCAUCAAACUUAUGAAUACAGACAAGCUGUGAAUAAAGACCAGGAUAUUAUCUUUAGAAAACACAAGGAGGGAAUGCUGCCCAGAGGAGAUCAAAUAUCUGAGGCAAUUCAGUACAAAAAUCCUUUAAAUUCUAACAUAGAUCUGCAGGGUGAGGGUCAAGCUAGAGAACAGAGAAAUGUAACAUUUGCUUUAUCAGGGCCCAUGAACAAUGCCCUCAUUGUACCCAGUAAAACUCCUGACAGACCAUCUAGAAUCAACAGCAUAAAAACAUGUAGGAAACUAGAACAGAAAGGCCAUCCAAGGCAAGGCAAGGCAUCUGACAAUGUAAACAGAAUUAGCACACAUAGAUAUGGGAAAAGCCACAAAUCCAGAUCUCAGUCUAAUAGGAAAUUAAAGGUGAAACUAAAUCUGAACCCUCUUAGGAAAAGUCAGGUUUAUCCUAAAUCCAGUUCCAGCCAUGGGAACUAUGAUACAGACACAGUCAAAAAAGACAAGCUGGCAACGAGUAAAGUAAAAAAGGAUGGUAGUAGUCAAUUAAAACAGAAAUCCAAGGACAAAACUACCAAGAAAUCCACACAUAAUGGAAGCAAGCCAAAGAAAUCUGAAUCAUCAAAACAGUCACAGGAAAACCACCAGGGAUCCAGUUUCAUUCCUGAAAACAACAGUGAUGAUAAUAAGGAAAAUUCAAAUGAUCAUUGUGAAGCAGCAGUCAAUGAGUCCAUAUUUCCUGGGGCUACAAACACUACAACAACAAUGGAAGAGUCCACCAGUCAACAGGAAGGGGGGGAUCUCUCUAAUAACUCCAUGACCCCGCUGACAUCAGGCCCUGCUGUAAUACAGGAGUACCUAUCAUCAGGUGAUGGUUCACCAAAAAGGAGAAUUAGACUGAUUAUACCUGAGAAAACCUCCAGCAGGCCUCAAACUGCACUUCAAAAGAAAAUAAGAUAAUACAUCUGCCAUCUUCUACUGUUAGUAUUAAAAGACAAAGUUGUUAACUAUGCUAAGGUGCAUCAUUCUAAGCCAAUGUACAUGUCCUGUCCUACAGUGUGGUAUAUAAAGGAAGUAUCCUUAAACACU
Molecule: messenger RNA, 2556 nt
Organism: Electrophorus electricus (electric eel)
Lineage: Eukaryota; Metazoa; Chordata; Actinopteri; Gymnotiformes; Gymnotidae
Gene: lrrc53
Product: leucine rich repeat containing 53
Cellular component (GO): plasma membrane
Molecular function (GO): protein binding
Source: RefSeq, a predicted model, not a curated record